This is a messenger RNA of Achroia grisella, 3219 nucleotides long. RefSeq lists its product as uncharacterized. The coding region runs from base 1 to 3219 and encodes 1072 amino acids. Gene Ontology annotation, molecular function: zinc ion binding; aspartic-type endopeptidase activity; nucleic acid binding. The record is from RefSeq and is a predicted model, not a curated record. Gene Ontology annotation, biological process: proteolysis. The transcript has a single exon. NCBI's taxonomy places the organism in Eukaryota, Metazoa, Arthropoda, Insecta, Lepidoptera, Pyralidae.
AUGGAGGAGUUGAUUAAAACUAGAAUGAAUCUAUUCUUAGCGAACGUCGAAUCUCUUAUAGAUACUGGUCAGGACAUGUUAAUUAAAUUAAAAUCAGACGGCAUUGACUUAGAUGAAGCUAAAAUUGUUUCAACAAAAUUGAAAUCUGCCAUAGACCGCUUCGUUGCUGAAACGUAUAAUUAUUAUAAGUUGGUAGAGGUAACAUCGCCUGAUGAUUUAGCAAAAUAUACGGAUAUUCAGAUAAAAGGGGAAGAAUUGGUAACAGAGCUCAAUCAUAGGGUGAAUAAAAAGGCGAACAGCGAACCAUUUUCGACAUUUAAUACUGUAGAGAAACUCAAUGUUGCCAGUAAGUUGCCAAAAAUGGAACUAGCCAAGUUCAAUGGAGACGUUUUAAAAUGGCAUCCUUUCUGGGACCAAUUCUCAUCGAAUGUAGACAGUAGAAACAUUAGUGAGGUAGACAAACUGUUGUAUCUACAAUCGGUACUUGAAGGUGAAGCGAAAAGAGCAAUUGAAGGUUUAGACAUGACAAAUAAAAAUUAUCAGAUAGCGGUAUCUACCCUUAAAGAAAGGUAUGGAAAACCUGGAACAAUAAUUGAUGCUCAUUAUGCAGCGUUGUAUAGAAUAAGGACGGCAGAUAAAUCGGUUGCAGAUUGUCGACGGGUCUUAAAUGAAAUUGAGAGACAUCUUAGGGUACUGAGUUCUUUAGGUGAAGACGUUAGCCAUAACCAUCUCAGAGUGAUGAUCAUGCAAAAAUUUUCAGAGGAUUUAAUUUAUGAACUUCGAAUGAAAAUGGGAACCGAAACAGAUUCCAUAGAGAAUAUUAGACGUCAUUUGGAACAUAUUAUAUCCGCACGAGAAGCGUCAAGUAGGAUGAAAGAAGAAACAUUUUCGACAGAAGGAUCCACUAGUAAAGAGGACGCUGGGAAAUUUACACUAGAAUCCCUACAUGUUCGAACAGAAAAUCACCGAAGGGCGCAGUCAACGUUUAAGAAGUUCCCACUAAAAGAAAAAGAUAAGGGUAGGAGUUACGGCAGAGGAGGAGUUAGGCGUGACCCUGAUAAAAAAGAAUAUGUAACCGGAUACCUUAAGACAAAGUUAAACAAUGGUCGAAAGAGAAACCACCUCAGAGAUGAUAAUAAUUACCGAGGCUUUGAUACCAAACGGAGGAAACCAUCGUGUAUAUUCUGCGGUAAUGGUCACUUCAACGAUGAAUGUGAUGUAGUGAAGACUGUUGAAGAGAGAAAACGAAAGUUAGAAGGCCGUUGCUAUAAUUGUCUAUCAAAGGGUCAUAUCUCAAAGGAAUGUAAGUCGCAUAAGAAGUGUUGGCAUUGUAGUAAAUAUGGUGAACAUAACAGAGCUCUCUGUCCCUCUCGGAAUCCUGUCAGAACAGAAAAUCUACACGUUGGUGGUUCUAAUAACAUAAAGGGACUUACCUUCCUGCAAACUGCCGUUGCUCAGGUUCAGAAUGUAGAAAAGGAAUCCGUCAUUGCGCCUUGUAGAGUAAUUCUCGAUUCUGGUAGUCAGCGCACGUACAUAACAAAGGAGCUUGCAAAGAGAUUAAACUUACCUGAAUUAGAGAAAAAUAAUCUUUCCGUUUUUACCUUUGGCGCCGACCGUCCAACUGAAAUUGAUAGUCCAGUAGUAAUAUUUAGAAUUAUCACUAGAACAAACGUAUACAAAAUACUUUAUGCCAACGUUGUUCCUCAUAUAACUAAUAGUGUAUCCACAUUGCCUCGAGAAAUGGCUGAGAGUGUUCUUGGGAGCGUUGUCCCAUCGAACACUAUAUUAGCUGAUGAUAACUCUCUGGGUGACAAUAUAGAUUUAUUAAUAGGUAACGACUAUUAUUUCACAUUUAUUGAUGGCGAAAAGAGAAAAGUAACCCAAGAUCUUUACUUGAUCAAUUCAGCUUUCGGAUGGAUUUUUUCUGGCCGUUAUUCUACUUCGGAAAGACACCUCCCAGAUAAGCUAUCAGUAUUAACUUAUUUUCAGUCUGGUAUUGAAUUUAACAGUUUCUACGUCCCUGAUCUUCCUUUAAAGAGUGACGAUAUGAAAAGAUUAUGGGAUUUAGAGUCAAUCGGAAUUAUGGACUCUCCGAAGGUCUCCCGUGAAGAUGAAGCUGUUCGGCAAUUUAAUGAGACGACGCAAUAUUUAAAUAAUCGAUAUUAUGUGAAAUGGCCGUGGGUCGCAUACCCUCCGCUUUUACCAUCAAAUUAUGGGUUGGCUCGUGGUAGAUUAACGAGUUUGUUGAAAAGACUUGAUGACGAUACAAUCCAAAGAUACAACGAUAUUAUUCAGGAUCAAUUGGAAAGGGGCAUUAUAGAGAUAGUGCCAGAUCCAUCUGUACCUGUCGAGCAUCCCGUGCAUUACUUGCCACAUCAUUGUGUAGAACAAAAUGAAAAGUUACGUUUGGUGUACGACGCAUCUUCCAAGACAAAGGGCAAUAAAAGUCUGAAUGAAUGCCUAUAUCGAGGACCACUCAUGCUAGAGGAUCUUACAGGUCUUUUGAUUCGCUUUAGGGAACAUCGAAUAGGCAUUGUCGCAGAUGUCGAAAAGGCAUUUUUACAGGUCGGUUUACAGAACGAAGACCGAGAUGUAACACGAUUUUUAUGGACAAAAUCUGCAGGAAGGGAUCUAUCUCCUCAGAAUAUUCAACAUUAUAGAUUCUGUAGAGUGCCUUUUGGAGUGAUAUCAAGCCCUUUCCUUUUAAAUGCCACCAUACGACACCAUUUGAAAAGGAGUGACAGUGCAGUCUUCAAGCAAGUCGCGGAAAAUAUUUACGUUGACAAUUUAGUUACUGGCACAGAUUCAGUGGAAAAUGCUGAGAAGUUGUAUAAUGGUGUCAAAAGGGCAUUUGACGAUCUUUCUAUGAAUAUUCGUGAGUGGAAUUCCAAUUCAGAGCAGUUCAAUGAGACUAUUCCCUUACAAUUUCGAUCUAAGACAACAGAACGUAUGAAAGUGCUAGGCCUAGAAUGGGAUCUUCUAAACGACAUGCUGAAGCUGAAUUUUCGGUUAGAUCAAGAUAAAGUAAACCAAAUUAGGACAAAACGAGAAAUCUUGGGACUAGUAGCUUCCAUAUUUGAUCCAUGUGGUUUUGUAACACCGAUUGUUUUACCUAUGAAGUUGUAUCUACAAAAUCUCUGGAGUCAAAAAUAUGACUGGGACACUGAGUUAGCUGAAGAAGCUCUCGUAGAAUGGCAAACGGCCUGCCGGCAGGCUUGA